Messenger RNA from Anopheles arabiensis, 1323 nucleotides. Its product is annotated as troponin C-akin-1 protein-like. Lineage: Eukaryota; Metazoa; Arthropoda; Insecta; Diptera; Culicidae. The transcript has a single exon. Bases 604 to 1083 code for a protein of 159 amino acids. Gene Ontology annotation, molecular function: gamma-glutamylaminecyclotransferase activity. The record is from RefSeq and is a predicted model, not a curated record.
UCGCAGCGCAACUGUCAACCGGUACCGCCGAAUGCGGCGCAAUGACGAAGAAGACCGCGGAAAGAGCAUUGCGCCCAACCGGUUUGCCAGACGAACCGACCGAACCAAACCAAAACCGGUGUGUGUGUGUGUCCUUUUCCGUUCUCCCUUGCAGCGUGUAUCCCUGCUGGCCGGUUUUCAGUAAAACCAAAUCUCAUCCCCAACGCGCGUGUUCUUCUGGCUGUAAAGUGUUAAUUUCCACUAUUACAUUGUCCGGCCCCAACUCAGUGCGUCGUCGUCUUCUCGCCGUGCACGGGCGUGUUCGUUCUUCCAUAUCUCUUUUGCCCAUAUCUUGUGAGUGGUGUGUGAUAUUGGAACAUUCGGGAGCAGCACGCGUCCGACAGCAAGAGCAAAUAUUGUGAAACUGCGUGAAACAUUGCUUUGGUGCUUACAAAUCGAAACCAACUACCUCUUCGAAGUGGACUGAUUUGCAUUCCUAGUCAUUACAUCCAGGGCUUCCAAACUAGCUGGAGCACACCGUGCCUUAAGGUCACAACCCCUGGAUUAGCGCCUUAAAGCAAGAGAGAGUUCAUUCCAAACACAUCCGACAGCGAACGUGCAAGAAUGGCCCAGAGAGCACUACGCCGGGUGUUUGUGUACGGUACGCUGAAGCGCGGCGAACCGAACCACCAUCUGCUGGCCAAUGCCGACAACGGGUACGCCAAGUUCAUCUGCAAGGGCUCGACGAACCGGCGGUUCCCGCUGAUCGUCGCCACCCGGUACAACAUUCCCUUCCUGCUGGACAAACCGGGCACCGGCAGUUACGUAACGGGCGAGAUCUACGAGGUGGACGAUCCGUUGUUCGAGCAGCUGGACGUGCUGGAGGACUACCGGAAGCUGUACGAUCGGCAGGUCGAGGAUAUUAAUGUCGGCAUUGAGGGGGGCAAUCUGCCGUGCUGGCUGUACCUGCUGCGCAACUGUCCCGACCGGCUGCUGAAGCUGCCGAUGCUGACCGAGUACCGGAACUCGCUGGAGCAACCGUACUCGCGCCGGCCGCCCGGGAAGGUGAACAUCUUCGAGGAACUGCUCAAGGGUGAUGAGUAGUGUGUGCGUAUGCUGUGUUUGUGUGUAUGUGUGGGUUAAGGGGUAACAAAGGUGUAGUGAUAGGUGGUUAAAAAGGGGGAAGGGAAGCAGAACAAAUCUUCUGCGUUCUACAUGUUGUCGAAAAAAACCCCUAACGGGUUGUUUUACGUGAAUCCUACAAGGUCGCACACGAUUUAUUUUGUACUUAGUAUUACAUGGUGGAGUGUAAUAAUGAUAAUAAAUCAAACAAACGUCAAUUUA